Messenger RNA from Pyricularia grisea, 2076 nucleotides. RefSeq lists its product as uncharacterized. Bases 1 to 2076 code for a protein of 691 amino acids. Gene Ontology annotation, biological process: regulation of DNA-templated transcription. The transcript has a single exon. Gene Ontology annotation, molecular function: DNA-binding transcription factor activity, RNA polymerase II-specific; zinc ion binding. Lineage: Eukaryota; Fungi; Ascomycota; Sordariomycetes; Magnaporthales; Pyriculariaceae. The record is from RefSeq and is a predicted model, not a curated record.
AUGGCAACUCUAUCCGGAUCACAGGAGUCAAAUGUGACGCCGCUAGUCAAACGGCGCAAGAUCAGAAAAGGAACACAGAGCUGCUGGGAAUGCAAGCGGCGGAAGAUGCGCUGCACUUUCGACAAUUCUGGCGCCGGGUGCGUUGCGUGUCAGCGACGGGGAAGUGCCUGUAUCGGUCAGGAUCUCCCCGAAGAGCCCGUAGGGGUAUCCAUGGCUGCCAGAUUGAAGCAGAUGGAGGCAUCCAUUGAAGCCCUUGCCCAGGUCAUGUCGCCUGCCGUGACUCCGGAUGCGACACUGACACCUCAGCCUGCACGCACGAAAACAACACAGCCGACGAUAGAUUCUGUUCAUCUGGAAUUAUUCGAGACCACACCCGAGCUUACGCAGUUGUCGCGUCAGCUUGUGUCGGCUUGGCCUACCGGUGAAGCCCUUGCAGAGAUCUUGGCUCUCCCCGUCUCAGCAGGACCACUACUCCACGCUGCCCUGGCAUGUACACCACCUUCCAGCGCAUACUACCAAGCAAAAUUGUCAUCCUCAACACGCGAUAUACUUCAAACCCCAGAGGAAACAUGGCACCCAAUCACUAUCGCUCGGAGCCUUCUCAUUCUGGCCAUAUUUCUAGACUGUGGGCCAUCACCCCGGUUUGAUCACACCAAGGUUCGCGCUCUCAAGGCCGCACAGAGCUGCAUAUCUGGCGACACCGACUUGUUGGGUUCUAUUGAGGGAAUAGAAUGCAUCUUUCUACUGAGCCAGAGUGAAAACAUAUCUGGAAACCUACGUCGGUCUUGGUUGUCAAACAAAAGGGCCAUGGCAUUGGCUCAAAUGAUGGGUCUUGAUCGAUGCAAAAUAGGCCAACCAGUCAAACAAAGCAUUAAAUUCGUCCACGGUGACACUCAUAACCGAGUUGAUCUCGAAUACAUUUGGUUCCGUAUUGUGAUGUCGGACCGCUACCUCUGCCUCAUGCUCAAUCUACCACCAGGAACAACCGACAACCGCUUCGCCUCCCCCGAAGCUCUAGCCACCUGCAUUCCUAUCGAAAGACUUGAGCGUCUUGAAUGUGCCGCUGCAGGGCUAAUGCUUCAGCGUGAGACCUGCACAGAAUCCAUGGCGACCACCAUUGAGGUCGACAAGAUGUUACAACAAGCGGCGGCCUGUAUGCCCACUCAGUGGUGGCUAAUACCGACUCAAAAAGGUGAAGCCCUUACAUAUCAAGAUCGAAUAAAGGUUAUGUACCAGUUUACGCACUAUUAUCUCCUAGGUCAAGCCCAUUUGCCCUACCUUUUGAGUACAUCGACAGACAGCAGACAUAUCUGCAGCAAAAUCACCGCCGUGAAUGCGAGCAGGGAGGUGCUAUCCCGUUUUGUGGCCUUUGACGAGCAUGAUGCUUCCCACCACUGUCAUGGAAUAGGUUUCCUGACAUUUACCGCCAUAACGGCACUGUGUGUGGCCCAUAUUGAUGUUCGACGACAACCAGCAUCAAAAUCCUCAUUCGGUUUCCUCUCCCAUCAGCGACCUGGUGACAGAGGCUUGAUGGAACGGGCGGUUGAUAGGAUAAGAGGGUCUGAAAGACCCCUAGCCAUAAAAACAGUCGAGAUUCUUGAGAAGCUGCUUGCCAUCGAGGCAUACUCGGCUGGAGGAACGAGAUAUAGCGCCAAUUCCAAUCCACACUCGGACGAGGAAGAAGAAUGCAGUGGAAAUGUCAAUGGCGGCAUGGAUGACAGACUUCGCAUUCAUAUUCCAUACCUUGGGACAGUCGAAAUACGAAGAGCGCUGGACUUGGAGCAGCUUCCAGGAAUAGAAACAGGCAAUCAAGGAACGGAACCUGGCAACAUGAGUGGCCAAACACCCGCCGGGUUAAAUUGGACCCAGUGGUCAGACACUACGUUGCUGGAUAGCGUCGCUGGCACGGCAAACGACCAUUCACAGAACAUUCUUCCAAGCUUGGCAGCCGGGGUUGAAGAUUGGGCAAUGCAAGGUGUAGACAUGGCCUUGUUCGAUCGCCUCAUCCGUGGCGUAGAGGAUCCAGCCUCGCAAGUUUCGUCGUGGCUGCAUCUUCAGGAGGACAACUCGAUUUGA